Molecule: messenger RNA, 1608 nt
Organism: Capronia coronata CBS 617.96
Lineage: Eukaryota; Fungi; Ascomycota; Eurotiomycetes; Chaetothyriales; Herpotrichiellaceae
Exons: 2
Coding region: 1-1608 (535 amino acids)
Biological process (GO): mitotic DNA replication checkpoint signaling; DNA replication initiation; cell division
Cellular component (GO): nucleus
Molecular function (GO): ATP binding; DNA replication origin binding; ATP hydrolysis activity
Source: RefSeq, a predicted model, not a curated record
AUGGCUGCUGCAGUACUGGGAAAGAGGUCUCGACGAGUUCUGGAUGAGGAAGAAGAAAAUUUGCCUCCUUCGGCUUUUUCCACUCCGUCAGCCGCUCGGUUCAAGGAUGUGCUUGCGACACAGACUCCGAGCACACCAAAAUUUCGCGUCCGGCUCGCUGGCCAACUACUCACUCCUCGUUCAUCACGCUCAUCCACCGCACCAAAAUCGCAGAACGUCUACGCUCAAGCCAGGCAACUCUUCGCCCAGGCAAGCAGCGGGAAAGUGAUCGGUCGAGAGUCCGAACGGAGCCAAUUGACAAACUUCAUUUCCACCUCUAUCCAAACCAGGAAUGGGGGCUGUACGUACGUUAGUGGGCCACCGGGCACUGGGAAGAGUGCACUGGUUCAGGAGAUUCUGCAAAACUAUGGCGAGGAGCGCGUCGAGGUCACCACGAUCAACUGUGUGACUCUGAAGUCAUCCACCGAAGUUCUGGCCAAGUUUGGCGAAGCAUUCGGUUGCUCAACAAGCAGCCACAAAGGAGCAAAGUCAAAUCUGGCGAAACUUUUCACAGCUAGAAAGGCAGACUCGAAAAUGCACCUCGUGUUGCUGGACGAAAUCGACACCCUGCUCAGGGGUGACUGCGACGUUCUGUACAGCAUAUUCGAAUGGGCGAUGCACCCUUCGUCAACCCUCAUUUUGAUCGGAAUCGCCAAUGCUCUCGACUUGACCGACCGCUUUCUACCACGCCUGAAAAUGAGGAACCUCAAGCCUAGGUUACUUCCGUUCCUUCCCUACUCGGCUCAACAGAUUUCGACGAUAAUCACCGGAAAGCUUCGAUCGUUGUUACCUGGUGGGAUUAUGAUGGAAUCUGACUUUGUCCCGCUGAUGCAUCCGGCUGCCAUCCAGCUAUGUGGCAAGAAGAUUGCGGCUCAAACGGGUGAUCUGCGUAAAGCUUUCGGCCUGGUUCGUCGCGCGAUUGACCAGAUUGAGCAAGAAACACUCCUUGAAAUGAGCCGAGAGCAGAGUGUCACACCAACCAAGCAACCACUUACAGAGAAUUCCAACUUGAGGACGAGUCAGGGCUCGUUUUCGGUCAGGCCAGACUCACGAUCAUUCCUCGGCCAACUUAACAUGGAGACGGCACCUAGAGCAACUAUCGGACAUGUGGCGAAGAUUGCAUCUGGCAUAUUCAACAAUGGGACUGUCUCUCGGUUGGGAGGACUGAAUUUGCAGCAAAAGGCUGUGCUGUGUUCUUUGGUCGCAUCGGAAAAUCGCCAGUACCGAAGAGAUCCUUACACGACCCCGUCAAAGUCGUGGUCCAAGAUACCUACCAUCAAAAAGCUGUUCGAGAAGUAUGCUCUCCUUUGCAGACGGGAUGAUGGAUUAUUGCAGCCACUCAAGAACACCGAGUUCAGGGAUGUGGUUGCCAGCCUGGAGAUAUUAGGGUUGAUUCAAGAAGCGUCGGGACGGAACUCGAGUUUGUUGACCCCGUCCAAAACACCUUCUCGCAGUGGAAGAGCAAUGGACGACAUGCAGGUGACGAGUGCCGUGUCUGAAAAAGAAAUGCGGGACAGCCUGAAUGGGCCAGGGUCUGACUUGUUGUUGAGGCUGCUUGAUGAAGAUUAA